AUGGCUGCGAAACACAAGCAGAAAAACAAGACUAAAGGCAAAAAUAUGAAGCUCAAAGUGUCCGAGAUGAGCUUCUCCAGCGCGGACAAAGAAGAGGACGACCCGGGGGAGGGAGAGCUGAGCGGGGAGGACGGAGAGGACGAGCCCGGUCCAGAAAGGAAAGAGAAAAACGCGAAAUCUGACGAGUUUAAUCUGGAAGAAGUGCUGAAGCUCGGAGGCACUCAGUCGGACUUUGUGAUGCUGUCGGCGGUGGAUGAGUGGAAUGAACUCAUCGACGGAGGGAAGAAAGGAGCCAUCGACGACCUGGAGGAAGGAGAACUGGAGAAGUUCAUCAGCAAACUGGGAAUUAGGGCCUACUCCAGUCUGCAGACUGUUCCUGAUGAAGAGGAGGCUCCAGCAGAGAAACAGGAGCCAGAAGAGAAGAAGCCUGAAGCUGUGUCCAGUAAAGCUAACAGUAAAGCUAGCAGUAAAGUGAACGGGGAGGAGUCCACGUCUGCCGAGGGGAAGAAGACCGCAGUGAAGACGAAGGAUCUGAAGAAGACAGCGGUGAAGAAGAACGUGUUUGAGUUCACGCAGAGGACUCUGCUGCUCAUAAAACCUGGAGGGAAGUGGUUUCAUAACGACUACAGCAGUGAGGUCUGCUCUGGAGCUCAGGACGGGGAGCUGGUGUCCAGAUACGAGGCCCUGGCGCUGCAGCUGCUGCAGCAGGAGCAGGACCUGUACAGGAGUAAGAAGAAUCUGCAGAGAGGAGCGAACUCGUCGUGGAUGAAGAACGUGGUGUCGGCCGGAGUCCUGGCCGAUCGACUGGCCGCCAUGACGGUCCUCAUUCAGGACUCACCUGUGCACUCUCUGGAACAUCUCAGCAGCCUAGUGGCCAUGAUGAGGAGGAAGGGGGGCAGGAGGAUGGGCCUGAUGGCGGUGGACACCCUCCGCGAGCUGCUCCUCUCUGACCUCCUCCCAGAGAACCGCAAACUUCACCCCUUCAAACUGCGUCCGUUUGAGGAUUUGGAGCAGCGGGCAAGUGGCAACAGAGAGGCCAGGGACCGGAGACUGCUGCUGUGGAUGUUUGAGCACAAACUGAAGAUCAUCAUGGAGGACUUUGUGUCUGCCCUGGAGGUCGUCUCUCAUGACACCGUCCUGACGACCAAAGCAAAAGCUCUGACUACGGCUUUCGAGCUGCUGAGUGCGCGUCCGGAGCAGGAGAAGGCGCUCCUCACGCAGAUGGUCAAUAAGCUGGGGGACCCUGAGUACAAGCUAGCGGCUAAAGCCUCGCAUACACUAGAGACGCUGCUCCAUCGCCACCCCAACAUGAAGGGGGUGGUGUGUGCUGAGGUGGAGCGGCUGCUGUUCAGAGCCAAUGUGGGGGAGAAGGCCCAGUACUACGCCCUCUGCUUCCUUAGCCAGGUGAUCCUGACCCGGGACGACGGCGCCCUGGCCGGUCGCCUCAUUGGGAUCUACUUCUCGUUCUUCCGCUGGUGUGUGAAGCGGCAGGAAGUGGCGGGCAGGAUGCUGAGUGCGCUGCUGAGCGGAGUGAACCGAGCGUAUCCUUACGCCACGGAGGGAGACGCCGCCGUGAGGAAGCACAUGGACACGCUGUUCUCUGUGGUGCACUCUGUCCGCUUCAACACCGCGGUGCAGGCGCUAAUGCUACUGUUCCAGGUCAUGGAGUCUCAACAGGCCGUGUCCGACCGGUACUACUGCGCCCUCUACAGGAAGCUGCUGGACCCGGGGCUGGUGUCGUCGUCUCGUCAGUCCAUGUUCCUGAACCUGGUGUAUAAGUCUGUGAAGGCGGACACAGUGCUGCGCAGGGUGAAGGCAUUCCUGAAGCGCCUCCUACAGGUCAGUGCAGAGAACAGCGCCAGCUUCACCUGCGGAGCACUGUUCCUGCUGUCGGAGAUCCUGAGGAGCAAGCCAGGCUUACAGACACUGCUGCAGGACAACCAGGAUGGAGAGGAGUCGUUCAGAGACCAGCCUGACGAAGAAGAGGAAGAGAACUUUGUGGACGCAGACAAAGCCACGCCCCCUCCACAGGACAAGCCCAGUGCAUCAUGGGUACACCACCACAACAUGGAGGGAGGAGUGCGUUCUCACUCGUACGACCCGCUCCACAGGAAUCCUCUGUUCUGUGGCGCCGACCACUGCACACUGUGGGAACUGCACCAGCUCGCUGCUCAUUACCAUCCGUCUGUGUCUCUGUUCGCCAAGACCAUCCUGAAGGGGGAGAGUGUGUCGUACUCUGGAGACCCGCUGCAGGACUUCACGUUGAUCCGGUUCCUGGACAGAUUCGUCUUCAGGAAUCCCAAACAGCAGAAACAGAGUUCUGAGUCGAUUGUUCUGCAGCCGAAGAAAACUGCAACCAGUAGUGCCCCAGUGAACUGUGAUGAGUUUGUGACCAAAGACGAAUCUCAGAUCCCUGUGGACCAGGUCUUCUUCCAUCGGUAUUUCCGUAAGCGUCAGCAGCAGCAGCAGGAGCAGCAGCAGGGACGCAGACCUCGUCCUGAUGCAGACACUGAGAGCAUCGAGGACGUGGACGACGACGAGUUUGAGAAGAUCCUGGACUCGUGUGAAGGAGACUCUUUCUACGUUCAGCUGAAGGAGGACAACCUGGACUUUGCCGGGAACGUGAGCCGGAAGAAGACCUCAGACCCUCUGGACUCAGACCCAGAUUCGGACCAGGACUCAGACCUGGAUCUGGACGAUGAGGAGGUGGAGCUCAGUCUGGAUGAGGAAGACUUUGGGGAGGAGUUUGAGGAAGAGGGCGGAGCCUUCAUGAACCCAGACGACAACGAUGAGGAUGUCCCAGAGCUGGAGGACGACUUUGAAGACUCGCAGGAGGAGCAGGAGGAGCAGGAGCAGGAGGAGACCAGACAGAAAACUACAUGCAAACGCAAAAACUCUGAGAAACUGGACUUCACAGAUUCAAAAGGGGCAAAGAAGAAGAAGAGGAUGAAGAGCAACACAGGCGCCUUCGUAUCAGCGGAAGAGUUUGGAUCUCUCCUGGAUGAAAACGCUGGUUCUAAAGUCGACCACACGGGACUCGACGCUGUGAGGAACUCGGACAAAGCAGGGGUGAAGCAGCUGAAGUGGGAGAGCCAACGGGACGACUGGAUCCACAACCGUGACGUCAAAACUCUGAGGAAGAAGAAGGCCAUGUUCCAGAAGAGAAGGAAACCAGGAGACAGGAAGAGGACACCAGGAGACAGGAAGAGGACACCAGGAGCAGCCAUGUUAGGAGGAAAGAGCCCCGGAAACAAGAAGUUCAGCGGAAAGAGGAGGAAGUGA
Molecule: messenger RNA, 3282 nt
Organism: Knipowitschia caucasica
Lineage: Eukaryota; Metazoa; Chordata; Actinopteri; Gobiiformes; Gobiidae
Source: the annotation of a GenBank genome assembly